This is a messenger RNA of Anguilla rostrata (American eel), 1079 nucleotides long. RefSeq names its product coiled-coil domain containing 59 (gene ccdc59). NCBI's taxonomy places the organism in Eukaryota, Metazoa, Chordata, Actinopteri, Anguilliformes, Anguillidae. Gene Ontology annotation, cellular component: nucleus. The record is from RefSeq and is a predicted model, not a curated record. The transcript is spliced from 4 exons. Bases 1 to 735 code for a protein of 244 amino acids.
AUGGAACCGCUUAAUAAAUUUGGGAAGAAUACAGGAAAACACACUGCGAAGAAUAUAAAUCAGGGGAAAAAACAGCUGCCAGGUUUCAAGAAUAAAAAGCGCAAGUGGGUUCCAGAAGGAAAAAUAUUCGACGGAAGUGUACAAGAAGGGCAGGGUUUUGCUUUCAAACGGAAACAGAAAGCGCAACAUGAGUACAACAAACUGCUCCUUAAGGAGAGGAGGAAAAAUCCAGUUAAAACGUCAUUCGAACACGGGUACCCAGAGCACCUGAAACAUCUGUACCAGGCGGAAGCGGAACAGUUCAGAAAAGAGGAACAGAUGAACCAACAGAGGAGGAGGAGGACUCCCGCAGCCGAUGACGUUUCUGUAGAGGACACGCCCACCUCUCACGCUGCGUCCCAGUCUUCCUCCUCACCCGACCCGCCCCUUGCCCCGCCCGAGGUAGCAGAGUCCGGCAGAUUUAACCUGAGUAAGAAGAAGAUGAGAAAGCUGACUUCUUAUCAGAAAACAAGAGAGGAAUAUGAGAGAACCAAGGAGAAGCGAGCUAAAAAGAAAGAGGAGGCCCUGCGGAACAAACAGCAGAGAGAGGAGGCGCUGAAGAUCUACAAACAGAAGAAAAUGCAGACGUACCAGAUCCUGUGUAAAAAGACCAAAAAGGGCCAGCCCAAUCUCAACCUGCAGAUGGAGUACCUGCUUCAGAGAAUCCACAAUAAGACCCAAAAUCAAACCAAGUGACCAUCAGCCUGUGUCACCGCCACCCUGCAGGGAAACGCUGCACACACCUGGAUUCAGCCAAUCCCUGUGAGGUGAGACUUCACUGGAGCAUGUGACUGAACACAGCACAGCCACUGGCUGGCAGGAGAGCAGAAUUCAGCCCUUCGCCCGGUUGCCCAGGGAAAUACUGUUUCACCACCUCUUUGCUCCAGCUGAUGAAUAAAACGUCUUUGAAUAUUUCGCAUUGCUGGUUUAUCUUUUGGGCUGAAAUGGAAGGCAUCAGAAACUGAACAAAACUGGCAAUAUGUAAAUCAAUAUGGCUUUUGUGUUGUAGUACCCAUGAUUAAAAAAUGUGAACUUGUGAA